Molecule: messenger RNA, 5249 nt
Organism: Sesamum indicum (sesame)
Lineage: Eukaryota; Viridiplantae; Streptophyta; Magnoliopsida; Lamiales; Pedaliaceae
Source: RefSeq, a predicted model, not a curated record
CUCCCAUUGAAAUUCCCCAACCCCCAAUUCUCACACGCACGCCUCUUACAACUUUCUCUCUCUAACAAAUUCUCUCUCUUAAUAAUUCUUUUUUUUCCCGUGUCUUAAAAACAAACCGCCCUCGUCUGCCUCCAAGAAACGCGACUCUCUCUCUCUCUCUCAAGCGGAAAAAAAUCCAAAACGGAUCCAAACAACGAAACAAAAUAAUUAAAAAAUAGCCCCAAAUUUGUUUUACCCCCAAAACCGGAAAAAGGAACCCUAACCCUAGCCGCACCCGCACACAAGACAGACACGUACAAUCGCUUCUUCUCUCUAUCUACUUUCCCCUUCCCUUCUGCGUGAAUCCGUAGAACAGGAUUUGAUUCUGAUUAGGUUUUUGAGGGUUGAUAGUAUUUUUAGGGUUUGGUUUUUAGGAAAUGGGAUGCUUGAAGGCUGGUGGUGGUGAAAUUGGUUGGUGGACGCGAUGACCGGUGGAGGCAGAUGCCAGAGGCGGAGGAAAUCCAUGGCUGGUGGUAGGGGCACCGCCGAAGCGAAGCAAUUCGACAGUAAUUGCAAUAGCCCUAAUUUGAACCCUGAAAUUACAGAAAAGCCCUCGGGUUCCCGGAAUAUUACGAAACUACCCCCGGCUUCUACAGUUGAGUUUGACUUGUAUACUCAAGCUCGUAAGGUACUCUCAUUUCGUUCCCCCUUCGAUUCUGAGGACGCGCAGGCGCCUCAGGCAUUUGUUUCCGGUGCGAACACGUUGCCUAGCGGGGUGUCACAGUUAUUAACUAGGCAUUCAGAUAGUAGAAAACGGCACAAGAAGUUGCAUUCUGGGUCGGAGAAUAAGUCUUCAACUCCAGGCCGACCAAGGGGGAGCAACUUUUGGGUUGAGACUGAGGAGUAUUUUCGAGAACUUACUGUUGAGGACAUUGAGAGGCUUGACAGGAUUUCAAGAGUUGGGUAUUCCAGUAACGAGAAGUGGUUUUCAAUUCCAUCAUUGGAUAAUGAGAACAAUGAUCGUUAUGGCACAUUUAAUAGGAUGCUUGCAAGUGCUUGUGAGAAAGAUAUCUUGAACUUUGAAAAUGGUGUUGAGCUGAAUAGCAAUGGGAAGCUCAAGUUUAAUGAAUCAAUGGUGCAAGACGACAAUGGGCCUCGCUCCAUGGAUAUUGAUGGUAAUGUGGUAGAAACAGAAGAUUGCAGUAUUAAAGAAGAAAGUAAUGGAGAAAAGAUUCAGACGACUGAGAAAGAAUCUACUUCUUUUAGUGGUGUAGAAUGGCUUUUAGGAUCCAGAAGUAAGGUUUAUUUGGCAUCAGAGCGGCCUUCAAAGAAACGGAAGCUUUUGGGGAGGGAUGCAGGGUUGGAGAAGCUCCUUGUGGCACGUGCAGUUGAAGGCUCAGACUCUGUUUGUCAUUAUUGUAGUUUUGGUGACUCUGGUGACCCCUUGAAUUGCUUGAUUAAGUGUGCUGCUUGUGGGAUGGUAGUGCACCAAAGGUGUUAUGGAGUUCAAGAAGAUGUAGAUAGUUCUUGGCUGUGUUCAUGGUGUAAAUGUAAUAAUGUUGUGGAUUUGAGCACCGAGACACCAUGUUUGCUUUGUCCAAGACAAGGUGGUGCAUUGAAGCCUGUGCGGAAAAGGGGAUAUGGGAGUGAGAAUGAUGGGUCAAAGAUGGAGUUUGCUCAUUUGUUUUGUUGCCAGUGGAUGCCUGAGGUUUAUCUGGAGAACACCAGAACAAUGGAGCCAAUCAUGAAUAUGGAUGAGUUGAAGGACACAAGAAGGAAGUUGAUUUGUUAUUUGUGCAAGGUUAAGUCUGGUGCCUGUCUCCGUUGCAGUAAUGGAUCUUGUAGAACUUCAUUCCAUCCUAUUUGUGCGAGGGAGGCGAGACACCGAAUGGAGAUAUGGGGAAAACUUGGAUCUGAUGAGGUCGAGUUACGUGCUUUUUGCUCUAAACAUUCAGAAGCCCAGAGUGAUAGUGGCAGUCAAGAUACUGGAGAUACUUCCUUGUCAGCUGGCAUGGAUCUGAGGAAGCUGAAUGAUGUUGUGUUAGACGGAGAGGUCUUGCCAGAUAAUGGGCGAAAUUCUGAGUCACAUCAAGAAAAUGGAGAUGCACUACAUCCUGCUGCUAAUUACUCAACAAAUAGGAAUGAUAAAGAAGAUGUCAAUGCCUAUGCUCUCAAUUUUACUAUGAUACUGAAGAAGUUGAUUGAUCUUGGUAAAGUCAAUGCUAAAGAUGUAGCCUCAGAGAUUGGUGUUUCGCCAGAUUCAUUGAACGCAAUACUCGAUGAUAAUCACAUGGUUCCUGAGUUACAAUGCACACUACUCAGAUGGUUGAAAAACCAUGCUCAUAUUGGCAACUUACAAAAGACUCUGAAAGUAAAGAUUAGAUCACUUGUAGCACCGAAACCCGUGGCAGAUGCUGCUGAAGGGGUUGGUACUGUUUCAACAGAGGAGUCUAGUAUUUCUGAUGCUGUUCCAAUUAAAUCUGUUCCACCUCGAAGAAGAACCAAAAGCAGCAUAAGGAAUAUGAAAGAUGACAAGUCAUUCUCCUUUACGGACAAGACUAAUGAUGAGACGGCAGAGGGCGCUCUUGACUCAUGUCUUCUUGUGGGGGAAGAUCCAAAUGGUACACACAGAGAGUCUUUGGCUGAUGAAAGCAAGAAGAUUUUGGUUGAUCCCGAGCAGCAUCAAGCUGAUUCGCCAAAGGAUUCUAUUCAAAUUGAAGAUGAGCUGAGAGCUUUGGCGCAGAGUCUCUACGAAGAUGGUCUAGAUGGGGAGACUAAACAAUCUCGGCAGAUGACUAAAUGUUCACUUAUGUUAACUAAUGGGGGAGUCAACCAUGCUUCGUAUGUACAUCCAUUUAUCUACAGCAAAAUGAUGCAGACCAGAAGUAACAUGCUUGAUAAAACUCCGUGUUACCAGUCUGGAGUUCCGAAGGAUCAGGAAGCUUCACAGUUAGAAGCAUCUUCCAGUUCAGGCCUCUGUUGUAGUAACAACAACGCAAAAGCAACUUCUGAAGGCUGGACUUUUGGAUGCAAUGGAGUAAAUCUUGAUCAAUUGGUCAAGGCAACGAAUGUGGAUAUGCUAAAACUGUCUCCUGCAGAUGAUGUGGAAGGAGAGCUUAUAUAUUAUCAAACAAGACUCCUUUGCAAUGCUGCUGCGAGAAAACGCAUAAGUGAUGAUUUGAUUUCAAAGGUUGUAAAGAGUCUUCCUCAGGAGAUAGAUGCUGCCGGAAAACAAAAAUGGGAUGCUGUAUUAGUUAGUCAAUAUAAUCAUGAUAUUAGGGAAGAAAAAGAAGCUCAAGCUGUGUUGGCUGCUGCAACUGCUGCAGCUGCAGCUUCCUCUAGGAUAUCAUCAAUUAGGAAAGAUGCAGAAUCUUCAGAACAGGAGGUCAUAGAUCGUGCAAGGAUUAAUGCAUCUGAUAUGAGGCCCGGGUUUUACUCUCAGCUGAAUCGUCGCGUGAAAGAAACUCUUUCUAGGUCUGUUACUGCAAGGUCCUCAUUUGAUACAAACUCUGAUUCUGCCCAGUUAGCUUCAGACUUCUCCAACGACCAUCCUAGGACAUGUGAUGUAUGCAGACGUUCUGAGACAGUUUUGAAUCCCAUUUUAGUUUGUUCAAGCUGCAAGGUUGCAGUUCACUUGGAUUGCUAUCGUAGUGUUAAAAGCACCACAGGACCAUGGCAUUGUGAGGUGUGUGAAGACUUGUUUACUUCUCGAGGUUCUGGCGCUUUGGCAACAAAUUCUUGGGAGAAGCCUUACUUUGUUGCAGAAUGUGGAUUGUGUGGCGGUACAGCAGGCGCUUUUAGAAAGUCAAUAGAUGGUCAAUGGAUACAUGCCUUAUGUGCUGAAUGGGUGUUAGAGUCAACAUACAGAAGGGGUCAAGUAAAUCCUAUUGAAGGAAUGGAUACUGUCUGCAGGGGUGUUGAUACGUGCACUGUAUGCCGUCGCAAACAUGGUGUUUGUCUUAAGUGUAGCUAUGGUCACUGCCAGACCACAUUUCAUCCUACUUGUGCUAGAUGUGCUGGUUUCUACAUGACUGUGAGGACUAAUGGUGGCAAGUUGCAUCACAAAGCUUACUGUGAAAAGCAUAGCACAGAACAGAAAGCAAAGGCUGCCACUCAUAGGCAUGGGAUUGAAGAGUUUAAGAGUCUUAAGCAAGUCAGGGUUGAAUUGGAGAGAUUGCGUCUUCUAUGUGAAAGAAUUAUCAAAAGGGAGAAAUUGAAACGUGAAUUAGUCCUAUGCUCGCAUGACAUUCUUGCUUCAAGUCGAGACUCUGUUCUUUCUGCUUUAGCUCGUCACCCCUUUUACCAACCUGAAGUUAGUUCUGAGUCAGCUACAACCUCCAUAAAAGGUUACACAGAUGGCUACAAAUCAGGCAGCGAUAUGGUGCAAAGAUCAGAUGACAUAACAGUUGAUAGUGCAGUUGCAGGUAAAAGGCGUGUUAAACUUCCCAUGUCUGUGGAAAAUGAUCAAAGAACAGAUGAUAGUUCGACAUCCCAAAACCUUUAUACCCUGAAACCCAUGGAGAGGGUAUCAUUUUCUGGGAAGCAAAUUCCUCAGCGACUUUCUGCUGCAUCACGGAAUCUUUCGGAUGAUUUGGAAAAGCGAACAAAAUAUAGAAAACACACUGAAACUUUUGAGAAGGAACUUAUAAUGACAUCAGACCAAGCAUCUAUGAAAAAUCAGCGGCUACCUAAGGGAUUUGUUUAUGUUCCUGGUCGAUGCCUUUCCAAGGACAAGGAGACUGUUCCAGAUGCAUGUUCCCGAGAACCAAUGGAACGCAAUGGGUAGAGGGGGACACGUGAUUUGGAACCGGCAACACCAUCAAGACAACUAAAUCCUGAUGCAGGAUGCAUAUCGGCCUUUUUGGCACAUUUAUAUUUUUCUUGUCAAUGAGGGCUGAUUUAGUGCCAGGAGGACUGUUUCCAAUGGGGAUGAUUGAAGUUUGCAUUAUUGUUGUAUAGGCAUUGUCAAGAGUACACUGUACAGUGGGGGGGGGGGGGGGUAUCCCCGUUGCAUGUAUCUCCAGCGGCUUAGUUUGGUUGGCCACCGUGUAGCCUUUCCUUUCAUUUUUUUUUUUCUUUUUAACCUUUUCUUAAUUAAAUUUUAUUCUCUGUUUACUUUUUCCUGUUAGAAAGGGCAGUGGAGAGAUCUGCUACAUGUAAUUGUAUAAAGCCAUCUGAAGGUAUUGCCUGCUUAUGGGCUUUGUAAAGUUGGUGUAUAUAGUAACUCAAUUCAAGAAUUAAUGCAAUUUGCCCACAGCAGUUUGAUCAAA